Molecule: messenger RNA, 2420 nt
Organism: Dichomitus squalens LYAD-421 SS1
Lineage: Eukaryota; Fungi; Basidiomycota; Agaricomycetes; Polyporales; Polyporaceae
Product: subtilisin-like protein
Exons: 6
Coding region: 148-2271 (707 amino acids)
Biological process (GO): proteolysis
Molecular function (GO): serine-type endopeptidase activity; tripeptidyl-peptidase activity
Source: RefSeq, a predicted model, not a curated record
CGAGGGUCCGGCGAGUACAUCAGUUCUUCGAGCGCCCUCGAGGUGCCUUUAAAAUGGGGCUCUCGACGCAUUAGCACCUCACCUGUUCUCCCAAGGUCACCGUUUUCUUUCGUUUUCCAGUUCACCUUCCUAGUACUCUUCAUCAAAAUGGUUGCAGCAGGUCUGCUCGCUCUUUCUGCCCUCAUUACGCUCGCGCUGGGCCGGCCCAGUGCGACGCACUCUCGUUUUGUCGUCCGCGACAAGCGUGAGGCUGUUCCCUUCGGCUUCAACAAGGGCAACGGCUUCCCGCUCCUCCCGCCUGGCAUGCUCCGGUUAACGAUUGCUCUGCCCCAGUCAAAUGUCUCCGGUCUUCACCAAUCCCUCCUGGACGUCAGUGACCCGACGUCCGAGAACUACGGCAACCAUCUCUCCAAGGCAGAGGUCGAGCAGCUCGUUGCUCCUUCUGCGGAGAGCUCGAACGCCGUCAAGACUUGGCUCAGUAAGAAUGGUAUCACGCCCACGACGACGUCCGCGUCCGGGGAUAUGGUGGAGAUCCAGAUCCCCGCUGAGCAAGCGAACGCCCUCCUGAACGCGAACUUCACCUCGUACGUUCACGAGGCCUCGAACACGACCGUGGUCCGCACGCUCGCGUACUCGCUCCCCGAUGACGUCCACGACCACGUCGCGUUCAUCUACCCGACGACGCAGUUCAUCCCCCCUGCGAACAACAAGGUCCAGGUGAAGGCCAUUCAACCCCCAGCUGCCGUUUCCAAGCGCUCUCGCUCUCGGCGCGCGGACAUCCCCUCCGAGUGUGCUCAGGUGAUCACGCCGGCAUGCUUGCAGGCGAUCUACAACAUUCCCGCGACGCCUGCGACCGCCUCGGGCAACAGCUUGGGAGUUAGUGGCUUCGGCGGCGAGGUUGCGAACCCUGAUGAUCUUACGCAAUUCCUUGCCCAAGUUCGUCCUGACAUCACCAACGGCACGUUCGCUGUUCAGGAUGUCGAUGGUGGUAGCGAUGAUGGUCAGGGUACAACCGAGGCGAGCCUUGACAUUCAGUACACCGUCGGCGUGGCGACGAACGUCCCUACCACCUUCAUCUCGGUCGGCGACCAGAACCAGGAUGGCGACCUCGGCGGCUUCCUCGACAUCAUCAACACCCUCCUUAAGCAGGACAACCCGCCGCUCGUUCUCACGACCUCGUUUGGCUUCGAUGAGGCGCCCUUCGCGGAGCAGGCGCCGGACCUCGCUCAGACCCUGUGCAAUGCCUACGCCCAGCUCGGUGCCCGUGGCACGUCUGUCCUCUUCGCGUCUGGCGACGGUGGUGUAUCUGGUCCCCAGGCCAAUAACGACUGCGAUGGCCAGGCGUUCUCGCCCACCUUCCCCUCUGGCUGCCCUUACUUGACCUCCGUUGGUAGCACCCAGGGCAACAGCCCCGAGACCGCGGCGCCCUUCACUUCCGGUGGCUUCUCGAACAUCUUCGCGCAGCCCUCCUACCAGGCCGACGCCGUAGCAGGUUACCUCAAGGCGCUCGGCAACACGAACCAGGGCCUCUUCAACGCCUCCGGCCGCGCGUUCCCCGACGUCGCCACCCAGGGCGUGCAAUUCGCGAUCAACGUUGGCGGCCAGUUCCAGGGCGUCGACGGCACGUCCGCCUCCUCCCCCACCUUCGCCUCUGUCGUCGCGCUCCUCAACGACGCGCGCCUGAACGCUGGCCAGGCCCCGCUCGGCUUCCUCAACCCGCUCCUCUACUCGCAGGGCGCCGCGGCGCUCAACGACAUCACGUCCGGCAGCAACCCCGGCUGCGGCACCCAGGGCUUCCCUGCGGUCGAGGGCUGGGACGCCGUUACUGGUCUCGGCACGCCCGACUUCAGCAAGCUCCUCACGCUCGUCACCGGGAGCGCUGCAUCGGGCUCUGACAACAGCACCGAUACCGGGGACAACAGCGCGUCGGGCAACAGCACCGCAACAGCCACCGACAGUGGCUCUGCGUCGACCGACACCUCCGUCGCCACUGACACCUCUGUUGCGACCGCGACGGAUUCCUCCGUAGCGACUGCGACCGACACCUCUGUCGCGACCGCGACCGACAGCACUGGUGCGGGCUCCACAGACACCGCGGGCGCGACCGCAACUGCGACUGACAGCUCCGACGCCACUGCGACCGACAGCGCCGCUGCUACUGGUACCGCUGCCGCGGGGACCGGUAAGGGCAAGAAGCACCACAAGGGCGCUCAGGCGGCCAAGCAGCAGGGGGCGAAGGAGCAGCAGCAGGAGCAGCAGGCGGCGCAGUAGACGGUAGGGAACCGUUGCUUGCUCUGGUAUUUAGUUCUUGGAUCGCGGAGCGGACGACAUCUAUGACGGAUCGGAUUUUGGUCAGAGCGACUUGCUGUAUUUUAGCCCAUUGUUGAGUACUGGAUUGGAAAUCAACGGUGACCUUCUCC